UUGUUAGAUGGCAGCAGUGAGUCACCGACGUCUUGCUGCAUCCGUGGCUGCAGAACCCGGAUGAGCCGGUCAGCUGUUUAUCAAUCAUGAUAAAUAAUGUGCAAGGAUCGCAGGACACUGUCAGCAUGGAUCAAAACCCCGAUGAACGCACGCAAAGCCAAAGCCACAGGUGUCAGCUGCUGGACCUGCCGUGGGAGGAUGUGUUAGUUACACACGUGUUCUGUUACCUGCCGCUGCGGCACCUGGUCAGCUUACAGUGCGUCAGCAAGAGCUUUCGUUCUCUCGUCCAGGUGUAUCUGGCCAACUGCCGGAAGUUUGACCCCACACAGACAGGGCAUCACAUUCCUAAAGAAGCCUUCUGCUCAAUGCUUCGCCACAAUCAAGUUCUCCAUCACCUCUGCGUCAGCAACUGCUCCGAUUGGAUAACAGACAAAGAGCUGCUGCCCGUGAUUGGUCAGAACCAGCACCUGCUGCGUGUGGACCUGCGUGGCUGUGUUCAUCUGAGCCGUCAUGCGCUGGUGGCCGUGUCUCUGAGCUGCCCGCGGCUGCAGCAUCUGACCCUGGCUCACUGCGAGUGGGUGGAUAGUCUGGCUCUGCGCAGCCUGGCCGAUCACUGCCCGGACCUGCGCUCGCUGGACAUCACCGCCUGCAGACAGCUGAAGGACCAGGCCGUGUGUUACCUGGCGGGGAAGUGUCCGGAGCUGCGCUCGCUCUCUGUGGCUGUUAACGCCAACAUCACGGACACCGCGGUGGAGGAGGUGGCCAAAAAGUGCCGAGAGCUGGAGAGGCUGGACCUCACGGGGUGUCUGCGAGUGAGGAACGAAGCCAUCAGGACGUUAGCGGAGUACUGCCCCAAACUGCAAUCUCUCAAAGUGAACCACUGUCACAACGUAACCGAGUCCAGUUUGGGCGUUCUGCGCCGGCGUGACGUGGAGAUCGAUGUGGAGCCUCCCCUGCAGAGGGCGCUAGUGCUGCUGCAGGACGUGGUGGGGUUCGCUCCCUUCAUUAACCUGCAGAUUUAACACAACAUCUGGACCAUUCUUAAGGUCCUCUCUCUCCUCCACAAUCUUUCUCUGGAAGGCUGGAACACUUUUACACCAGAAGACACAACCAUGAAUCCACAUUUCAAGCGCUUGAUUGUUUUAGUGUAUUUUAGCAUUUAAAAAGAAACUUUCUUUGGUGUGAAACCACGCUGAAGGCUUUCAGAAUGAGGCCUCGAUCAAAUCUGGUCCCAUUGUUGUUAUGAUCAUCAUUAAGAGGACGUUAGUUAAAAAAAAUAUUAUUUAUUGAAGCAGCUCUCUGUUUUCAUGCAGGAACCAAAUGUUGUAUCAUUUUGCACUCAUGAAAUACUGAAAUAUUUGCACUUUAUUUCAGUACAUUACAGUCCUUUAGCUUUACUGGACCAUCAGAUUUUCUCUCAGCUUCAUUUGACAGACCUAUUAAUCAAUCAAGUCAUGUUUUACAGUAGCAAACUGGUAUAUUUAGAGCUCUGUGUUGACUUAAUUUCCAUUAACAUAAUAAUAGAAAAGAAUGGCAUCAUUAUGUUUAGGAACUAAACACUAGAUUCUUAUUUACAUGUGAUUUGUAUGGAUAUUGAUUCAUAUGCACUUUGAAACCUCAGUUUGAAAAAGAUUGAAGCUGCAAAAUCAGAAUGGGUGCUGGUUUACUUCACAGGUUUGCAUAAAUAAGAUAGAUCUUGUAGUAUUGCUUUCAAAUUGGACUUUUUGCAGGGGUUUCUCUAUGUGUUGCAUUCAUAAUGCUUCAUCAAGAUCCUAUAUGUAUAGAACUGAAACAUAUUUAUAAAGUGUGGCCAGGUCUGCAUGUGGUUAGCUGUCACAAUGGGCUUCUUUUGAAUGCUGGAGGACUAUAUUUUUUUGCUUUAUGAGUAUUUCAGAAAGUAUCAGGAUAUUUAUCUUUUCUUCUUCUUCAUUUUUUGGAUAAUUCCUCGACAUUUUAAGUUCACAAUGGUAUAUGAUUUUUGCACAUGCACUGUGCUUUAAUGUUUUGCUUUUGUAUAAUUCCGUAAUUGUGUGGUUGUAAAUCAAGUGCAUAAAUGUUUUAUGCAAAUUUCUGAAAGAGUAUAAGUCUUAAGCAAUAUUGAAAUAUUAUUUGGUCUUGGAUCACAUGGCAAGUUUGUUGUAAUGCAAUAGUUCACCCAAAAAAUAACAUUUGCUGGAAAUGUAGGUUAUUCAAGUUGUAGAUACGUUUGUUUUUUCAUUCUGCUUGAUCAGCGCAGAUUUCUCUCCUGAUUCAGACAAAAUGACUUUUACAAUGGAGUUAGUGUUGUUAUGCAUUAAGGACUCAUUACACGGUUUAAAGUUGAAAUUGUCAUAAUAUGUUGACUGAUGGACUGGAGUGGUGUGUAUUACUAGUGGAUUAUUGUGAUUGUUAUUAUCAUCUGUUUGGACUCUCGUUCUGACGGCACCCAUUCACUGCAGAGGAGCCACUGGUAAGUGAUGUAAUGCUAAAUUUCCCCAAAUCUGAAACCACGAAGAAACAAACUAUUGGACAGACUGGAGGUGAGGUAAUUUAGAGAAAAUUGGAAUUAUUGGGAGAAUUGUUUCUUUAAAAUAGCAUGGUGUUUUUAACAUUUUUACUUUAUCAUGCUAUUAACCGGUAGAGGGCAGUGUAGCCUAUGAUUUCGGAUGGAUGCAUGGCUUUUGAUAAUUGCAUUUUUCGAGACGUGGAAAUUUGCAUUAAUUUACAAACACCGUUUCUAAAGCAUGGGAUUUAACCUUGAAAGUAUUUAUUUUUUUUUUUUUUUUUUUAGGACUUAAAGUCUUGCACAAGUUCGAAUCCUGCUCCAGGUGCAAAAAAAGGGGGGUUUAUUAUCGAUUAACUUUUAUUCCAAAUGAAUAAAGGGAAGGUGGUGUCCUAAUGACCUGAAUUACUAAAUUAUUAGUCAUAGAGCUUCAUUUAUGCCUAUUGAGCCCUGAAACUCAAACUGGUUCUGGAUUGUGAAACUUAUAAUUUAUAUGCAUCAUCUGAAAGGCAGCUAACUUUUUUUUCUUUCAGCUCGUUUCACAAGCAGUGUGUGUUGAGACAAAUAGAAAAUAAAAAGGCUGAUUUAUAUUACGAAAAAGGAUAGCAACCGUAUGAAUAAAAUACACAUUU
This is a messenger RNA of Carassius auratus (goldfish), 3114 nucleotides long. Its product is annotated as F-box/LRR-repeat protein 15. The transcript is spliced from 5 exons. Gene Ontology annotation, cellular component: SCF ubiquitin ligase complex. Lineage: Eukaryota; Metazoa; Chordata; Actinopteri; Cypriniformes; Cyprinidae. Gene Ontology annotation, biological process: SCF-dependent proteasomal ubiquitin-dependent protein catabolic process. The record is from RefSeq and is a predicted model, not a curated record. Bases 87 to 1022 code for a protein of 311 amino acids. Gene Ontology annotation, molecular function: protein binding.